UGUACCAUUGAUAAUUUUUUAUUUUAUUUUAAUUUUCUUAAAAGCAGCUCAAAAAUAUUGGACAAAAGCUGAAACCCCAUCACUCCUUUCUCCAUUGCUGUUGAGCUUCAUUCGAACAUGGAUUCCGACGACGAUCAAACCAUUCCGCUGAGCCAAAGACCCGAAUGGUCCGACGUUAAUCCAGUACCCCAGAAUGACGGCCCGAACCCGGUUGUUCCGAUCGCAUACACUGACGAAUUCAGAGAAACUAUGGAUUAUUUUCGAGCUGUUUAUCUCUCUGAUGAGCGUUCUUCUCGUUCACUUCAACUUACUUCUGAAGCUAUCAAAUUAAACGCCGGAAAUUACACUGUUUGGCAUUUCAGGCGGCUUAUUCUUGAGUCCCUGAAUGCUGAUUUGCACGAGGAACUGGAUUAUGUAGAAAAUGCUGCGAAGAAGAAUUCAAAGAAUUACCAGAUAUGGCAUCAUAGGCGGUGGCUUGCCGAGAAGCUAGGACCAGAUGCUGCUUUUAGAGAAAUUGAAUUUACAAAGAAAAUACUUUCUCUUGAUGCUAAAAAUUACCAUGCCUGGUCUCAUAGACAGUGGGUUCUGAAAACAUUAGGCGGUUGGGAUGAUGAACUCGAGUACUGUAAUCAGCUUCUUAAGGAUGACAUCUUUAACAACUCUGCUUGGAACCAGAGGCAUUUUGUUGUCACAAGAUCUCCUUUGCUUGGAGGCCUAGAUGCCAUGAGAGACUCUGAAGUGAAUUACACUAUUGAAGCCAUUGUACAACAUCCCGAGAAUGAAAGCUCAUGGAGGUACCUUCGGGGCCUUUACAAAAACGACUUGAAGUCUUGGGUAAAUGAUCCUCGAGUUUCGUCUGUAUGCUUAAAGAUCUUGAGCGCCAAAAGUAGAUGUAUUUUUGCCUUAAGUACACUUUUGGACCUCAUCUGCCAAGGUCUUCAACCAAGCUCUGAGUUAAAAGAAGCAGUUGAUUCUCUAAAGAGUUCAAAUGUAGAAUCAAGCAGUUCUGGCUUAGCAGAAACAAUAUGCUCAGUUUUGGAAAGCAUGGAUCCCUUGAGAGUGAAUUAUUGGAGUUGGCGCAAGGAACACAUCCCUACUUUAACACCUUGAUGUCGAUAAUUAAGUUUAAGUUUAUCAUCCUAUAUAUGUUGUGGUCCUUGUGGAUUGAACCAUUUGAUUCGGCAUUUUACUUUUACCCAUGAAAAUUUAAAAACGUUGUGGAAUUUGAUUGAACAUCAAUAGAUAUUAUAGAGAGAUUGAUUUCUGAA
Molecule: messenger RNA, 1268 nt
Organism: Chenopodium quinoa (quinoa)
Lineage: Eukaryota; Viridiplantae; Streptophyta; Magnoliopsida; Caryophyllales; Amaranthaceae
Product: protein farnesyltransferase/geranylgeranyltransferase type-1 subunit alpha-like
Exons: 5
Coding region: 118-1110 (330 amino acids)
Biological process (GO): protein geranylgeranylation; protein farnesylation
Cellular component (GO): CAAX-protein geranylgeranyltransferase complex; protein farnesyltransferase complex; cytoplasm
Molecular function (GO): protein farnesyltransferase activity; CAAX-protein geranylgeranyltransferase activity
Source: RefSeq, a predicted model, not a curated record